Pleurotus ostreatus (oyster mushroom) is the source of this 1272-nucleotide messenger RNA. RefSeq lists its product as uncharacterized. Bases 1 to 1272 code for a protein of 423 amino acids. Gene Ontology annotation, molecular function: protein binding. The record is from RefSeq and is a predicted model, not a curated record. The transcript is spliced from 6 exons. NCBI's taxonomy places the organism in Eukaryota, Fungi, Basidiomycota, Agaricomycetes, Agaricales, Pleurotaceae.
AUGCCCCCUUCAGAUCAGCUUGUCGUACUCGAAUCACUCGAUCCAAAGGAAGCGAGUGCUGUCCUGGUUCCAUUGACACAGCACCAGCGUUACUAUCUUAGCGACGGUGACUUAUAUGUAGUGGCCCUUUCGGAUAAUACGAUUUUCCGGAUUCAUGCACAUUUUCUUCAAAAGCAUUCUGUAUGGAUGCAGACCCAGCCUCACUUAGCCGGGCGCGAAGAGGACAAGCCUUUGGUCCUUUGCGAGGGCAUCAGUGCAAAUGACUUUGCCAAAGUUUUAUGGGUGUUCUACGACGAGACGCUUGAGCGGCAGGCGUCGGGGGAAGAGUGGUUCGGCAUCCUCCUUACUGCGGAGAAGAUGCAAAUGCCGCGUGUCCAGCUACUUGCAUCCAGCAAGCUCAAAGAACUCACCUUCACCACGGAUCCAAUAGAGAAGAUCGCCGUCCAGCAACGGUAUUCGAUUCGUCCUCAUUGGGCGCUAGAUGCGUACCUCGAGGUUUGCACACGCCCGAAACCUCUCACACUAGACGAGGGAGUGAGGAUCGGGUUGCCUGAGUCGAUCAUGAUUGCUGAGAUUCGAGAACAAGUGGCCCGAGUACCUGUGGGCGGCAUUCUCGUUGAAAAGCCAGCCACUCUCGUAGAGCGCGUUAUCAGCCAAGACAUCCCCCCUGAAUCCGAGCCUCCAGUACCAACCGUGCUGGACGAAUCAGAAACUUUCGAAUGUGGUGUAGAGGGCGCGAAUGUUGUGGUCCGUACAAGAGAUAAAUGGUUCCGAGGGGAGGGGGGUCUAGUCGAAGAUAGCAUAACACUGUAUGCUGACGGCCUACAUGUCUCGUGGUUACUGGCCCUUUUUUAUAACGAGAGCCUCUCCAUAGAAUUAUCGCCUACUCAGCGCGAGGCCAUCCGAGCGCUCGCGGAACAGUACCAGAUGGACAAAGUUGGCGCAUUCGUGACGAGGGGAGCGAGUAACACGAUGGAUCUCGUCGAAAAGGUCCGAUCUAUUCAUCGCUUUAAUAUACCGCUGCAGACUCCGUGGGCGGCCGAAGUCUACCAUCAGCUAUGCACUAGACGGGCGCCAAUAUCCGCGGAAGAGGCGGCGCGAUUGGAUCCAGCGGUAUGGGCUGACAUCAGCGCGCGAAGAGAAGAGGUUCUCUGGAAGAAGUGCGAGGAGUAUGAACGCGCCGCAAUGGGUGCGUCUAUAGUCAGAGACGAUCCGAGCACGCUUUUUGGGCAAUAUGGGAAGCUAGGAAAGAAGCGUAAAAUAAGAAAAUAG